AUGAAGAUAGUGAUUGCAGUAGUUUUUACCUUGCUAGCUACAUUGUUCGUCACAAUGGAGCAAGUGCACGCCUUCAAUUGCCAAGAAGCGAAAGUAUCAUGGCUUCCGUGUGUGGGAUACCUCAUUGGUGGUGGAGGCCCUUCAACCUCUUGUUGCAAUGCUAUUAAAAGUCUGAAAUCAUCAUUAGGUACAAAAGACGAUCGACUCACUGCUUGUGAAUGUUUUAAAGAUGCAGUAAACCUCUUUUCGAACAUAAAUGAAGACCUGCUUGCCUCACUUCCCAAACGAUGUGAUGUUGAGAUACGCAUUCCCUUAAGCAAGAACAUGAAAUGCAGCAACAUCCCUUUUGGUCAACACAAUCGAGAAAUCAAUGUAAUAAAAGGCAUAUAG
Molecule: messenger RNA, 390 nt
Organism: Lotus japonicus
Lineage: Eukaryota; Viridiplantae; Streptophyta; Magnoliopsida; Fabales; Fabaceae
Product: non-specific lipid-transfer protein 1-like
Exons: 2
Coding region: 1-390 (129 amino acids)
Biological process (GO): lipid transport
Cellular component (GO): membrane
Molecular function (GO): lipid binding
Source: RefSeq, a predicted model, not a curated record